UAAGUAAUGUCUGAAUCAUAUCUCUGGAAGUUCCAUCUAUACAUGUAUAUAAUUUUGAGUUUGACUUGACAUUAUUCCUCUUAUAAAGCUAUAAAUAAGCAUGCAGUAGCUUCCAUAACUUCAAAGGCAGAUAGAUACUCUCUUUUUCUCUCCAGAAUGAGUAAGCGUAUCAGCGACGAUGAUGAUGAUGUGGGAAAGGAGAAGGAGGCAGCAGCAGACAAGAUCAGCAGCGGCCCUUCAUCGAACCGGGUACUGCCUUAUGUUGCUCACAAAGUUGGAGUGCCUCCCAAGCAAAGUAUCUUAAAGGAAUUCACUGCCGCCGUGAAGGAGACUUUUUUUGCUGAUCAGCCGUUGCGAUCUUUCAAAGACCAAUCCAACACUAGGAAGUUUGUGCUCGGCAUCGAAGCCCUUUUUCCAAUUAUCAGAUGGUCUAGGGACUACAAUCUUACUAAACUUAGAGGUGACGUGAUUGCUGGACUUACUAUAGCAAGUCUUUGUAUUCCUCAGGAUAUUGGAUAUGCAAAGCUUGCUGGUCUGCCUGCGCAAAAUGGAUUAUACUCUAGUUUUGUACCACCUCUUAUUUAUGCGUUCAUGGGCAGCUCAAGGGAUAUUGCGAUUGGGCCGGUGGCUGUGGUGUCUCUGCUGCUUGGGACUAUGCUUCAGGACGAGGUUAACUCUAAAGAAGAUAACGGAUAUGAAUAUCGACGCCUUGCUUUCACUGCUACCUUCUUUGCAGGAGUUACACAGUUCACUUUAGGGUUUUUUAGAUUGGGUUUCUUGAUUGAUUUCCUCUCUCACGCUGCCAUUAUUGGGUUUAUGGGUGGAGCUGCCAUUACAAUUGCCCUUCAACAACUUAAAGGAUUGCUUGGCAUCAAAGUAUUUACCAAGAAGAGUGACAUCGUUUCAGUCCUGCGUUCAGUCUUUUCCGCAGCACAUCAUGGGUGGAACUGGGAGACUAUACUAAUAGGAGUCUCAUUCUUAACCUUUCUUAUCAUCGCCAAGUACAUCGGAAAAGUAAGGAACAAGAAAUACUUUUGGGUGCCUGCAAUUGCACCUUUGAUCUCUGUCAUAGUUUCCACUUUUUUUGUGUUUAUUACCCGUGCAGAUAAGAAAGGUGUUGCAAUUGUGAAUCAUAUAAGAAAGGGUGUCAACCCACCUUCUGCUAAUGAAAUUUACUUCUCUGGAGAUCUUCUUGCUAAAGGCUUUAAGAUUGGAGUUGUGGCUGGCAUGAUAGCAUUGACAGAAGCUAUAGCAAUUGGAAGAACAUUUGCUGGUAUGAAGGACUAUCAGAUUGAUGGAAACAAAGAAAUGGUAGCAAUGGGAACAAUGAACAUUGUUGGCUCAAUGACAUCAUGCUACAUUGCUACCGGCUCCUUCUCUCGCUCUGCCGUAAACUACAUGUCCGGCUGCCACACUGCCGUCUCCAACAUUGUCAUGUCCUUCGUUGUCUUCCUCACCUUGGUAUUCAUCACGCCGCUGUUUAAGUACACUCCCAACGCCAUUCUUGCCUCCAUUAUUAUCUCCGCCGUCUUGGGAUUGAUCGACAUUGACGCAAUGAAAUUGAUAUGGAAGAUUGACAAACUGGAUUUUGUUGCAUGCAUGGGAGCAUUCUUUGGUGUCGUCUUCAUCUCCGUCGAGAUUGGUCUUUUAAUUGCAGUCUCCAUCUCCUUUGCUAAAAUUCUCUUACAAGUAACGAGGCCACGAACUGCUUUGCUGGGGAGGAUCCCUAGAACAAAGGUUUACAGAAACGUCCAGCAAUAUCCAGAAGCUAUUCAGAUUCCUGGUGUUCUCAUUGUUAGGGUUGACUCCGCAAUUUACUUCUCCAACUCCAACUAUGUCAAGGAGAGAAUUUUGAGAUGGGUGACGGAUGAAGAAGCACAACUAAAGCAAAAGUGUCUACCCAAGAUCAACUACUUGGUUGUGGAAAUGUCACCUGUUAUUGAUAUUGAUACUAGCGGGAUCCAUGCAUUGGAAGAACUAUAUAGGAGUCUUCAGAAGAGAGACAUUCAGAUCUCUCUCGCUCUCUCUCACACACACACCUCAAUCUUAAUCUCCGAUCAGUGUGCUGGCUUAGUGACCGUCGUCGUCGACCUCAAGGAUCCUUCAAGCGAGAAGCUGCAUGCGCCGUCGAAAUAGGAAGUGAACUUGUCUUUGCUGCGGUCGAGCUCUUAGCCGGUGAGGCUCUUGGAUGACGUCGUAGGCCGACCGGGAAUCGUUAUGGCCGGUGGCUCUGCGCUGGAUUUUCCAGCUCCAGCGCCGACAUCCUCCGGUUUCGUAUUCGGAUUCUCCUAGCCCUCCACCACCUCAACCAGGUUUGAAGUCGGAUCCUCGCCUUUGGAGUUAGCGUAGGCCUUCAAGACCUCCCGUUUGUUUUGUAUACCGGUGGUUUGAAAACAAAUUCAUGCCCUUGUCGUCAAGGUCGAGCAGAUAUGUGAUGUCUUUGUUGGGUGCAGUGUCUUUGAUAUGUACUGAAAACAUGGUCUCGAAGAUGAUGCCCAGAAACUGUUUGAUAAAAUUCCUGAGAUAAAACUUGCCACUUGGAAUGCCUACAUGUUGAAUGCAGUGCGGGAGGGGAGGCCGAAUUCGAUUACCUUCUGUGCAUUUCUCAAUUCCUAUUCGGAUACGUCGGCUUUGGAACUUGGGAGACAGUUGCAUGGGUUUGUAAUGCAAUGUGGGUUUGGGAAAGAUGUGUGAUGUGUCGGUGCUCAAUGGGCUUGUGGAUUUUUACGAGAAAUGUUGGACUUAGACCAAUCCAUUUUUCUCAUUCUUAUUUCUAGGGGCCAAUAAUCAUAUUAUUUAGGGGGCAAUAAUCAUAUUAUUAGGGGCUACUAGGGGGCAGUAAUAAUAUUAUUGGGGAACAAUAAUAUUCUCCCGUGACCUAUGAGAUCUCUGACGAGUUUUUUGAGAACUUCCGGCGACUUAUAACCGGAUUCCGGCGACUGGUGACGGGACUCCGGUCAAAUCUCUGUUGACUUCUCUCUAAGUGACAAUGGGAGGGAGGGCAAAAUGGUCUCAAUAAUAUACACAAAAUAAUAAAAAAUAUUUAAUUGGGUAUUAGGGCAAAAAAUAUGUAGUUUGUUGGGUAAGUGGGAAAUUUUAUAAGAUGUUUGGGUAAGUUGGGUCAUUAUUUUGGGUAAAUGAACAUUUUUCCCUUACUCUUCU
This is a messenger RNA of Rosa chinensis, 3162 nucleotides long. RefSeq names its product sulfate transporter 1.3. Lineage: Eukaryota; Viridiplantae; Streptophyta; Magnoliopsida; Rosales; Rosaceae. Gene Ontology annotation, biological process: transmembrane transport. The transcript has 12 exons. The record is from RefSeq and is a predicted model, not a curated record. Gene Ontology annotation, cellular component: membrane. The coding region runs from base 157 to 2136 and encodes 659 amino acids.